CUUCGAACUGUCCUAUCACAAAGCAAAUCUCUUAUUUAUUUUAUUAUUUAUUAUUAAUAUUAGUACAAAUAAAGUCAUAGUGUCCCCUUUUUUUAGAGUAACAAGUACACUGCCGAUAUGUACUUUUAACUAUUAUAUUAUAUAUUACUAAUAAAGUAAUAAUAUCGACUUAUUUUCUACUUCAUAGUAACAUUGAAAUGUUUAAUCCAGAUAUAAAUGAUUACCAGUUGACUUCCAUUAUAACUGAAUGCUGUGGAGGAGUGGCUGUUGUGUAUUCAGCAUUAUACAAACCCAGCAAUCAGAAUGUGGCGAUCAAAAGAUAUUUCGUGGACAAAACCAGAGAGAACGCCAACUUGAUACAACAAGACAUCCUCACGAGGAAAGCACUACAGCACCCCAACAUCCUUCCGUACCUGACAUCUUUUGUUCACGGCAGAGAGCUGUAUGUGGUAUCCCCACUGAUGACGUUCGGUUCAUGUCGUGAUAUCCUGGACAGAUACUACCAUGAGGGUCUACCAGAGCUCGCAUGUGCAAUUGUGUUAAGAGAUGUGCUGUUAGCACUGCAGUAUUUACACAAACAAUUGUAUAUUCACAGAAGCGUCCGCGCCAGCCACGUCCUAGUUGGUGCGAACGGCAGCGUCCGCCUGUCGGGGCUGCGCAGCGCGGCCAGCAUGAUGGUGCGCGGCCGCAGGCAGAAGCAGCUGCACAACCUGCCGCCGCCCGACCACGACAACGUCAACCUCGUGUGGCUCAGCCCUGAACUGCUCGAGCAGAACCUGAAGGGCUACGACGAGCGGUCGGACGUGUACUCGGUGGGCGUGCUGUGCUGCGAGCUGGCUAACGGCGCCGUGCCGUUCGCGGAGCUGCCCACCACGCUCAUGUUCACGGAGAAGCAGCGCGGCGCCCGGCCGCAGCUGCUCGACUGCACCACCUUCCCCGAGCCCUGCCUCCACGACGGGGACAUGAAGAGCAUAUACAACACGGACAGCGGCGUGGGCGACAGCGAGGCUCCCCGCGCGCGGCAGCUGUACGGCGCCAGGAAGUUCUCCGACACCUUCCACCACCUCAGCGACCUCGCGCUGCAGAGAGAUCCGGAGAAGCGGCCGACAGCAUCCCAGCUGCUGAAUCACAGCUUCUUCAAGCAAAUCCGAAAGACUGAUUACCUGCCCGGGCUGAUCUCCCGGAUCAAGCCCAUAAAACCUGACCCAAAUGACAUGUCAGCGAUGUUACUGCAACAGAAACUAUCUGAAAUGGACAUUGAGAAAACAACAGAAUGGGACUUCUAACUGGCUGCAUAUCGAUGCAAUAAAGAAUAUCAGCGCUCUACACGAGGUAGCAAACGAAUCUAUUUCUAGGUUUACGAUGUAGUUUAAUUAUAUCCCGCGGCUUCGUCCGUCGUAUCGUGACGUUGACGUACCUAUAUUAAUAUUAAGAAAUAAACUAAUUAAAUUCAACAAUAAUUUUUAAAAUCAGACUGUAGUUAUAGAAAUUAACGUGUUCGAACAAACACACGUAUAUAUAUAUAUGUAUAU
Molecule: messenger RNA, 1532 nt
Organism: Galleria mellonella (greater wax moth)
Lineage: Eukaryota; Metazoa; Arthropoda; Insecta; Lepidoptera; Pyralidae
Gene: Stlk
Product: STE20-related kinase adapter protein alpha
Exons: 8
Coding region: 198-1286 (362 amino acids)
Biological process (GO): protein phosphorylation
Molecular function (GO): protein serine/threonine kinase activator activity; protein kinase activity; ATP binding
Source: RefSeq, a predicted model, not a curated record